AUGACCGUCACAGAAGUGAAGGGGCUCCAAGAAUUUCGGGACACUCUCGACAACCACCCUAUUGUGCUUGUGGACUUCUGGGCUACAUGGUGCGGACCCUGCAGAGCUAUAAGCCCUAUCGUUGAAAAACUUUCCGAAAGCACUCCAAGUGUUCAUUUUAUCAAAGUUGAUGUCGACCAAGCACAAGACGUUUCCGAAGAGUACGGCAUUCGAGCUAUGCCAACGUUUAUGAUUUUCAAAAAUGGCGAGAAGGCUGGCGAGGUCGUGGGAGCUAAACCUCAAGAGGUGGAAGCACUUAUCAGUCGACAUGCUUAG
This is a messenger RNA of Fusarium sp. VM40, 315 nucleotides long. The record is from the annotation of a GenBank genome assembly. Lineage: Eukaryota; Fungi; Ascomycota; Sordariomycetes; Hypocreales; Nectriaceae.